Gaeumannomyces tritici R3-111a-1 is the source of this 1314-nucleotide messenger RNA. RefSeq lists its product as hypothetical. The record is from RefSeq and is a predicted model, not a curated record. The transcript has 3 exons. Lineage: Eukaryota; Fungi; Ascomycota; Sordariomycetes; Magnaporthales; Magnaporthaceae. Gene Ontology annotation, molecular function: oxidoreductase activity. The coding region runs from base 63 to 1181 and encodes 372 amino acids.
GAAUUAUACAGCCUAAGUAAGGCAACAACGAGAAGGCUUCGGCAGCAAGGAAGUGACAAACCAUGUCUUCGUCCCCGGAAAUCCCCUCGACCAUGAGGGCACUCGCCAUCUCAGAUUAUUGCACGCCCGACAAGUACGAGAUACAGACGCUCCCCGUGCCAAAGAUAAACAAGCCGGGGGACUGCCUCAUCCGCGUCCAUGCGGCCUCGUCGUCGGCCGGUGAAACCAUGGGCGCCGCUGGCACCUUUCGCUACCUGAUUCCCGCCAAGUUCCCGUGGGUCCUCGGCAUGGAGGGCAGCGGCGUCGUGGUGGCGGUCGGCAGCGGCGUCAAGUCCCUCCGGGUCGGCGACGAGGUCAUGGGCGGCCGCUACACGCGGCCCGUGUUCCCGCACCAGUACGGCGGCUGGAUCGCCGAGUACGCGGUGGCGCCCGAGGCGCUGCUGGCGCGCAAGCCGCCGGGCGUCGGCUUCGAGGACGCCGCGUGCCUGACGGGCGCCACCGUCGUGGCCUACCAGUCCUUCAGCAGGGGCGUCCACGGCCUCAUGGGCCUGCCGGCCGGCGCGUCGCUCGAGGGCAAGACCGUCUUCAUCCCGGGGGCCCUGUCGUUCACGGGCAGCGUCGGCGUGCAGAUGGCCAAGAACGUCUACGGCGCCACAAAGGUCAUCAGCACCGUCUCGACGCCCAAGGUGCCCAUCGUGGAGCAGCACCUGGGGCCGGGCGUCGUCGACCAGGUCAUCGACUACAGGACGCAGGACGUCGCAAAGGAGGUCGGGCGGGGGACCGUGGACUUUGUGUACAACACGCAGUGGACCCUGGAGAGCACGUUCCAGCUCCUGAAGCCCAAGACGGGCGUCGUCGUCACCAUCGCGAGCAUCCCCCACCCGGACGGGAUGCGCGACGCCGUCGGGAAGAUACCGCUUUUCCUGGUCGUCGUCCUGACGGUUUGCCAGUGGUGGUACGACUGGAAGAUGAGGGGCACCAACAUCCAGAGGCUUUUCAUUUCUGGGAACCCCGCAGUCCGCGAGGACUUUGAGAAGAGCGUCGAGCUCAUCGGGCGUGGCAAAAUCAAGGCCGUCAAGUCGGUCGUGAGCUUCGACGACGUCACGGCCAUGCGGUCCGAGCUCUCCAAGGUGCACUCGCAAAAGGGCGGAUUGGGAGCGCUGGUGGUCAAGAUUCUGUGAGAGUGGGUUCCCGUUUUCCUUGCGCCCAACACUGGACAGCAAAUUUGUAGACGAAGAGGGAGCCUAGAAUGCCCGAGGUGUGUAUGAAGAAGGGUCGAGUUGGUGUACAAUAGUAAUAUCAUUCAUCCAAAAC